AUGAUGGGAGCUAACGUCCUCCCGCUGCCCGCGCAGUUGAGCUCGCGGUCAGCAACAACUAGUCCAACCCACUCGAACUUCACAGGAACGCCCUCGUUAACGGAAACCAUCUCCAAUUUUCUACCAUCCCGGUCGGCUCGUCGCCAGACCGUGUGCUUCGAUUCCCUCGAUUCCCUCUCCCGCGAGGUAACCUUCCCGAAACAGAGUCGCAGGGACUCGAUCCUCAGAAAGCUGGCGGGGCCACGUGAAAACGCGAAGCGGUUCCUUCGCUUGCGCUCGUCUGGAGUCCAGGCGCCUUCACUACGCCUUACCCCGCGUGGUGUACGACCAGUCUCGGAGAUUAUCAUCGCUUCCUCCCCACCGACAUCGGUCGACUUGGAUCCCGAUAUGCGUUCCGAAUCCUCCUCCACUACGGACGUGAUGCCCCGGACUGUGUCGGAUCAGGAUGUCUCGUCGUCUGAUUUGACCACACCAUUUACGCCCUUACAUAAUGAGAAGAUUGUUGCUACUGGCAGUGGGAUUUCUGUCGGCAUCGCUCUGACAGAGCCGGUGCUUUAUUUGCAGGGUUAUGACCAGCAUGACCCGAGUAGUAAAAAGUCCGCUAUUUUACGUGGACAACUACAUUUGAAAGUGACCAAGUGCAUUAAGAUCAAGAAGAUCUCGAUCUGUUUCCGCGGCCAUGCCCAGACCGACUGGCCAGAUGGCAUCCCGCCCAAGAAGAUUCAUUUUCACGAUAAGAAGGAUCUUGUCACUCACGGCGUGAUCUACUUUAACCACGGCGAUACCGCUCUCAUGCAGAAUGAUUACGGCGCGCAUUACUACCAGCACGCCAAACCGAUAUCAGCCGUACCAGGCAAGGAUGUAGUGACCAUGUCAACUCGAGAGCUCUUCUCCAACCGAAGCUCCGUCACUACUCUCGCUCCACCUACCAGCCGAGAAACCAAGCGCCUCUCCCUGCAGACGAAUCGCGGCCACUCGCGCAGUUUCAGCAGGAAUGAGCCCCCGACCACCCAACCCCAGCCUCAGCGCAACUACCGCAUGUUCCCUGUGGGCGAUUAUCUCUACAGCUUCGAGUUCCCCAUCGACGGCUCAUUGCCCGAGACGAUCAAAACAGAUCUUGGAUCUGUACGUUAUGACCUGGAAGCGAUGGUAGAACGAUCAGGCGCGUUCCGACCCAACCUUCUGGGCACCAUGGAGAUUCCAGUGAUCCGCACUCCGGCCGAGGGAUCGCUGGAACAAGUCGAGCCGAUUGCGAUCUCACGGAACUGGGAGGACCAACUACAUUAUGACAUUGUCAUCUCAGGAAAGUCGUUCCCGUUGGGCUCGCAGAUCCCGAUUGCGUUCAAGUUGACACCACUCGCGAAAGUGGAAUGUCACCGCAUCAAGGUGUACGUGACGGAGAACAUUCAGCACUGGACUGCAGACAAGAGUGUCCAUCGCUUGCAACCAGCGAAGAAGGUUCUGCUGUUUGAGAAACGCGCCGACUCGUCUAGUGUGAGCACAUACCCCGGUAGCUCCAUGCGUGUCACUGCAGGCGGCGGCAUCGACUGGGAUCACCGCGCAGCCGCCGCAAGAGGCGAGGAGAUCGUGGAUCGAAACCGAACGAAUCUGCUGGGCAAUCUAUCCAACGACUCCGGCGUCGGUCCGACUGAAAUGGAAUUCAAUGUGCAACUCCCAAGCUGCCACGAAAUGAAGGGCCGUGAUGAAGGCCAGCGCCUCCACUUCGACACAACAUACGAAAACAUCCAGAUCAACCACUGGAUCAAGAUCGUCCUCCGCCUCUCCAAGGUCGACGAAAGAGACCCCACAAAACGUCGCCACUUCGAAAUCUCCAUCGAUUCGCCCUUCCACAUCCUCUCCUGCAAAGCAACCCAAGCAAACAUCUACCUCCCAGCCUACACCAACCCUGCCACCGACCCGGAACCCCCAGCCCAAGAAUUCGAAUGCGGCUGCCCAGGCGCACCCCCCGCGCCCCGCGAUAGAAUUCCAACCCCCUCAAUCUCCGACCGCGAAGAUAGCAACCCAAAUCUUGCCCGCCGCGGCUCAACGGGGCACACCUUCGCCCGCAGUUUCACCAACGGCUCGGGCGGUCUCGCCAGGCCCCCACAGGCCCACCUCGCCAACCCAGGCCUGGACCGCGGGCUUAACCCGCCUAGACCGAUGCAUCUUCUCCGCGCCCCGUCUUAUGCUCCCCCGCCCUUUGAGGAUGUACCCCCUCCUCCGCCGCUUAUUACUCCCCCGCCGGAAUACACCACUAUCGUCGGCGAUGGCGAUCGCGAGAGUGUGCUUGAAGAUUACUUCUCGCGGUUAUCGUUCUACGAGGAGCAUGAGGAUGAUGAUCGGGGACGGGGUCGUGUCGAUGUCCCUCUUACGCCUGGUGGCCGUGUUAAUCGCAGUAUGGAUGUUCCGCGUGAAUGGGUGCGUAUCGAGGAUUAUUUCCAGUAA
Molecule: messenger RNA, 2445 nt
Organism: Penicillium arizonense
Lineage: Eukaryota; Fungi; Ascomycota; Eurotiomycetes; Eurotiales; Aspergillaceae
Product: arrestin family protein
Exons: 3
Coding region: 1-2445 (814 amino acids)
Biological process (GO): ubiquitin-dependent endocytosis
Cellular component (GO): cytosol; cytoplasm
Molecular function (GO): ubiquitin protein ligase binding; protein-macromolecule adaptor activity
Source: RefSeq, a predicted model, not a curated record